CGUUGCGAACUAGCCGAUUCCUUGGCGUGAGGAGGGCGGCGGAGCGGACUGCUUCCUAGAAUUCCGCUACUUAGUCAAACUGUGGCCGGCGAUAAGAUUUUCCGAUUAGAUUUUCCGAACGCAAUGCAAACAGUGCAAACUAAAUAUGACAUCGCGUUGAUUUGCGGCCUGGUGGGCUGUUGAAUGUGUGCAUCGCUCCUCAAUGGCUACUCCCGCCAAAGCACAGAGUAGCAAAGAUGCGCCGACCAACCCUCGAGGCAUCCCAUAUGCACCGUUCGUCGACAAGGUCGAGGACUAUGUUGCCUCACGCGAGGAAGUCGAGAGCACCCUCAAGAGCUUCCAAGAGAUGAUCUCGAAAUACCAGUUCAUGGAGGUCAACACCCAGAGGCGCGCUGCGGGGCUCAAGGACAAAAUCCCAGAUAUCUCGAAGACGCUUGAUACGGUCCGGUUCUUGAAGACACGAAAGGCGGACUCGGAUCCCCUCGAGACCACUUUCGAGUUGAACGAUACGUUGUUCGCAAAGGCGCUCGUCCCGCCGACAGAGGAGGUGUAUCUAUGGCUUGGGGCAAAUGUCAUGCUUGCCUAUCCCAUCCCCGAAGCAGAAGAGCUUCUCAAGUCUAAACUUUCCGCGGCGAAAUUGAGCUUAGAGAACUGUGACGAGGAUCAGGAUUUCCUGAGAGAGCAGAUUACGACGUUGGAGGUUGCCACGGCGAGAGUAUACAAUUGGGACGUUGCUCAGAGACGAAAGGAGCGUACAGAGCACGAAGGAUCAAUAGCGGGACCGAAGGCGGCAUCGCCCAACGGCUAAUGAGUUUCAUGGGUCCGGUCAGGCGACAGGUCUUCUAUAGCACGCGGCGCUCCGAACAGCUCCACAGGUAACUACUUUCUUCUCGGAUAAGCACACCAUCAAAUGAAAGAUCCCAAGAGUUCUCCAACUGCUAAUCGCUUGCCUCCG
This is a messenger RNA of Mytilinidion resinicola, 955 nucleotides long. RefSeq names its product Prefoldin, subunit 3. Gene Ontology annotation, cellular component: cytoplasm; prefoldin complex. The record is from RefSeq and is a predicted model, not a curated record. Gene Ontology annotation, molecular function: tubulin binding. The transcript has 6 exons. Gene Ontology annotation, biological process: tubulin complex assembly; protein folding; microtubule-based process. The coding region runs from base 203 to 808 and encodes 201 amino acids. NCBI's taxonomy places the organism in Eukaryota, Fungi, Ascomycota, Dothideomycetes, Mytilinidiales, Mytilinidiaceae.